CAAUUAUAUCUCGAUGAGGAUCGUUGACCUACCUAACAGUUGUCGCUUCUAGACUCGUAUGUGGUCCGUAUCGACACAUGCCAAGGUGCAGAAGCGGACAUACGUGCGUAGAUUACGGGACACGUGCAUGAUACCACCGAUUUAAUAUCACUCACACGGGCGUCUAUUAUGAUUAUCAGUGAAGUGGGAAGAAAUGCCAGCCUCACUAACUGCAGUCAGUCAGUUAAGCCGCGCUCACGGUCGCGAUCAGACGCGGCAGUGCUGCGAAGGAGGGACGGAGGCUUCUAAAAAACAUCAGAGAUCUCUUGACAGUAUCUGAAUCGUUUCUUCCACGCUCUAUGGUGGGAAAAUGCUUUCUAACUUGUUCGAGUGAAGCGAUGCUGUAUCUGGACGCUGUGUCGAGGCGAGCGCAUGCCUGCGGUGCAGCACGCUGAGAUUAAACACGUGUUCGUCGGGGUUAAAAAAUGACGCAGAACGAUUUCAAGAAACUAUCCGAAGCCGUCGGGGGCCUCCGAAGACCAGCUGAUUUGCGGCUCGACCUUAACAUCAAGCCGAAAAAUUCCAGUUCGGAGAGCCCAACGUCCCCAAGGAUCAGCAGGUCCAUAGACCUAGGAUUCACCGACGUCUCCUACGCCGUCAGAACCGGUAUUCUUAACAGAGGAAGGCGUGAAUUGUUGAAAACCGUCAGCGGAAACUUUAAAGCCGGGGAAUUAACAGCAAUUAUGGGACCUUCGGGUGCUGGCAAAUCCACCCUCAUGGACGUCCUGGCAGGUUUCACGACGUCCGCAGUCACGGGACAAGUGACGGUGAAUGGCCAGCCAAGGAACUUGGCUACCUUCCGGAGAGCUUCCGCUUACAUAAUGCAGGAGGACAACAUUCAGCCCUUGCUCACCGCCGAAGAGGCGAUGCAUGUUGCUGCCGAACUCAAGCUCAACCUUUGCAAGCAGGACAAAACCAGGAGGGUGGAAAAAAUUCUGGUGGCGUUGGGACUCGACGAAGCAAGACAUGUCCUGUCAGGUCGCCUGAGCGGCGGUCAGAGAAAAAGGCUUGCAAUCGCUCUGGAACUGAUCAGCAAUCCUCCAGUGAUGUUCUUCGACGAGCCCACGAGCGGAUUAGACAGCGUCACAUCUAAGCAAUGCAUUGGUCUUUUGAAAGCCUUGGCAAGGGAAGGUCGAACGGUAAUUUGCACCAUUCAUCAACCGAGUGCACUUCUCUUCGACAUGAUCGAUCAUCUUUACGUUGUCGCCCAAGGCUAUUGCCUAUACACUGGAGGAACGAGCAACAUGGUAUCCUACCUGGCAGAACAAGGCCUUUGUUGUCCCGAAUAUCACAAUCCAGCUGAUUUUAUCCUAGAAGUCAGUGCUGGUGAUUAUGGAAAUUUCGUGCCGCUGCUGUCCAGAGGAAUUAAAAAUGGAAGCAGCAAUAAAUGGAGAUCCCCAGCUAUCGGCGGUCUUUCGAAAAUUGAAGAAAUGAUUGCCUCCGGUCUUACGACGCCGGUUCGCGCGCCCAGGCUACCUCCCACUCCUAUCCUCCACAUGGACAAACCGGAGAAGGACUAUCAUCAAAUUACCGGAGAGUAUGUAACCAGUUUUUGGAAGCAAUUGUACGUCCUUCUCAAGAGAAACGUCAUCAGGCUCUCCAGAGACAAGUUUCUGACGUUCACGCGGAUAUCUAUGCAUCUAUUGAUAGCACUUCUCGUUGGCACCCUCUAUUAUCAAAUUGGCCAGGACGCAGCCUAUGUGUUCGACAACUUCAAUCUGCUUUUCUUCAGCAUCAUGUUCCUCAUGUUCAGUGCGUUCAACUCAACAAUUAUCACAUUCCCAUCAGAACUUCCAAUCGUGAUGAGGGAACACUUCAACAGAUGGUACAAGCUCCGGUCCUUCUAUUUAGCGAACAAGUUGGCUGACUUUCCAGUACAAAUCGUUGCUGCAUCAACGUUUACGCUGGUAGUUUUUUUCAUGAGUGGCCAACUACCCGAAAUCCGAAGAUUGUUACUGUACGUAACGAUGUGCAUCGUCGUUAGUUUUGUCGCACAAACCGUUGGGCUGAUACUCGGCAUAGGGAUGGAUAUUCGCAACGGUGUGAUUUUCGGCCCACUGGUGAUAUUGCCUUUCAUGAUAUUCAGUGGAUUCUUUGUUCACAUCAAUGACGCUCAUCCCUACAUGCAGUGGCUCUUUCACAUCUCUUUCCUUAAAUAUGGCUUCGAAGGUGUCAUGGUUGCAAUUUAUGGAUACGAUCGGCCGAAGUUGGAUUGCUCGAUAGUCUAUUGCCACUACAGAUACCCUAGACAGCUUUUGAAGGAGGUCGAUAUGACCGAGGCCGAAUAUUGGAGCAGUAUUUCCAUCCUCAUCGGGCUUUACUUUGCCCUUGAAGUAAUAGCGUACAUAGCUUUGCGAAUUAGGCUAAAGCACCGACGGUGAUUACGGACUAUAUUCAGGAUAAAAACAUACGUCGUGAAUUGGGACCAAGUCUAAAAGUCAAGAUUUACUCUUGUCUGAUCUCUAUCGCAUAGCUGGAAAGUUAUCAAGUACCCGAUUGUAGUAUUCAUGGUUGGGAAAUUUUCUAAUAUGCGAAAAUAUGUUUCAUAGACAAAAUGUAGAAAGGUCGACGUAUGGCAGGUUAAAAUAUAGAACAGUCGGAAUUAAUAAGAACAUAGCAGGGCAGAACAUAGAUUCGUCAGUAUUCUAUAUUGUGAAUCUUACAUUUUCAGAUGUUUCGACAUUGUACCCCCUACACGGUGAACGAAGCGAAAUUUUUUUCACCUUUACACUUUAAAUUUACUUAUAGCUAAAGUUGCCUUCUUCGCAGCAUUUAUGCUUAUAAAAUUAACCCUAGAACGGUAACGUUAUUUUUCUUUUUUUUUUUUUUUCUUUGUCUAUUUCAGUAACGGAGGGUGAAAAAACGCCCCAAUCUUGUAAAUUCCAUCCCUCGGAUACGUCGUAUCGUUAAGGACCCUACGAGGUCUCAUUUACUUCGUUUUUUUAAUAAAGCUUACGUAAGUUCCAAAAAAGUGGUCAAAAAUUGAUGAGCCUCGAAACAAAAAUGUAAGUUGUUCUUUAGCGAUGGGAAAUUUCAACUCGUGUAGAAUGUUUUUUCACCCCCCGUUAGCGUUCUAGGGUUAUCAACUUCGACUUGCGAUUUUAUUUGCAUCCUAGCAGUAUUUGUAGUAUGAAUCGAAAGAACGUUUAUUUGAAAAGGUCGAAUUGGUGUUUCGUAAAACGACGUAUCAUAUCGAUUCUGUGUACUGAUAUACCUCUUUUACGAAGUACGUAAACGUAGUCAAGAAUGUAGGCAUAAAUGUACGAUUGGCGCAUUUGUACGUAAAUAUACACCAUGUGUUCGAUCGUUAGCAGUUCGAGUUAACGAUGUUACGAGAUACAAGAAUCUUUGUUCGGCUGGAUUAUUUUCGGGCCAUCCUUAUUUUCGUGUGCAAUUUUCGGAGCCAAAUGAUCAAGAAAUAUUUGCGCAUACAACGUAUGCUAUAUUUUUUUACUCUGUAUAGUUUUUUGGUUUUUUCUUUUUAUACUCUAAUUUCUCUUCUUUUAUCUCGCACGCAAUCAGCACGCCGGAAAACUGUCAGGCCAACAAGAUCUAGUCAUUUCGUAAACGUAGAACUAGCUUAGGGGUUAACGCCGCUGUUUUGAAUUAUUGUCUUAAAAGAUACAGUAGACAACUAAAUGAUGUAUACUUUCUGCGUGUACCGCAGGGCAUUCAAACUCCAAAAAGCAUUUGCUCAACUUUAUUUACUUAUUACAUACGUUGCCAUCGUUGAAAUAUGAAUGUACAUACGUUUUUGUUUUAUAAUAUACAUAUAAUAUACGUUAUUACACUAUCGUUCUAGGUUAGUUAAAGUAUAGUGGCUCUCUCUCUCUCAUUUCGGCGUUGGCACGUUUCUUAUCAACAUAAAACUAGUACCUAAUAAAUCAAUAGAAAGGUAACCCGAAGUCAAGAUAAUCAAUUGUUAUCUUUUAUACAUGUGUAAAUACAUUAGCACAAGCCACUUGGGUCGAAUAUAUAUUAAUAAUUAUUGGCCAGUUAUAAUGUCGCAGGAAGAAUCUGCAUUAGUCGUCAUUAUGAAAAUAUACCGUGAGUUUUCUUAACAGCGAAACGACCUUGGCGCCUGAGACAGGCAACCGGAGUUACACCUCAUGUUCUCUGUCAGUCUAAACAUGCGCUGUAACUCCGAUUGCCUGCCUCAGGCGCACGCAUCCUUUAGCUGUUAGGAAAAUGCAUAGCGGAGAGCUCACGUUGUCGAAAGAUGACUGUAUGUACCAGGUUAUUUCGUAAAAAUGAUCUAGAGGCAAUUUAAUGUAGGCUGAAUCCGCUUGCAUUUAUGCAAUUCACGAUAGAUUUAACCGUUUGAUAUUUGCUUCAUGGUUAAUGAUUAAAGAGAAUGAGAAAUCGGCCAAUUGCGAGAAAUGAACGAAUGUCGAUCGGUAAAUGUACUCGCAGUUGCCGAAAUGCAGGCGCGUUUCGUAAAAAUACAAACUAAAUUGCAUAAUUGUGGCCGGAUUCACCCUGUGAUCCAUACCCGCAGACAAACUUUAAGUAAUUUAAAAUGAUGAAAGGUUCGUACGUACGUAUUAUAUUAUACUUCUCGGGGUGAAAAGUAUGUUUGUAGAUCCUUUGUGAUGUUUAAAUGGGGGGGAUGUGUAUACAUUUUCGUACACGGGCAUGAUUAGCAAUUAUCGGUAAACGACACGGAGCCAAACUUUUGAUUUUUUGCAAUUUUGAUGUCUUGUAGUAUGUACUAGAAUGUAAAAAUCCUGACAAGUUUCAGAACUCUGAGCUCUCAUGAUUUAACAACAUGACGUUGAUCAAUAUUUUAUUGUUAAACAAAGUGAUUUUUACAUUCUAAUUAUUAUCGUAUAUUUGUGGAGGAAACAAAUAUGAUCCGAGAUUUUUUCAAUGUAGACCUAUCUGUGCUUUUCACAAAAAAAAAAAAACAUAUUUUUUUUCGAUGUUCUCCAAAUUUUAUCUCAAAUUUGAAAUUUUUUAUCUAAAAGCUUGCAUUCUUCUGCACGGAAAACUUUUUUUUAGGUAGGUGCUGUAAAUGCGAUCAUGGCGUCAGCUAAAUAACAUAUUUUUUGUGUCAGCAAAAUAUGUUUAUUUAAUUUGAAUUCGCACCGACGUAUAUUUCUACAGAUGUAAAUAAAAUGGAAAUAUAUAACAAAUCACAAAUGACUGUAAAUAAAAAUAUUUCGCUGAAACAGAACAAUGUUAUACUUUAGAAAAUAAUUAUAGCUCCGCUACGAUCUCACUUCCAAUAUCUUUUAAUGAUUUUUUUUUUCGUUGCUGUGGAAAUCAACUUGUUUUUUACGGUUUCUGAGGAUUCAGCCUCGACGGAUUCUAUAAUCGGAGAGUUCGGAAUCUGCUACAUCGAAUACACGUUGAAUCCUAUUUUUUCCAGAGCAAUUAAGUUACGAUAAAAUUUGGAAUAUGAGAAUCAAUCUGUUGAAAAUUUUUAAAAUUGAGCAGCGUGUUUUUUUAAUUCUUAAAAAGUGAAAUUGAGGUCUAAAACCUUGGAAAUUGAUACAAGUAACGACAGCUGCCGGUAGUAGACGAGUGUGAUAAAAAUCAUUAGAAAUGUUGAAGAACCCUUCAACAAACAUGAAACAAUCGGUUAGAAGUCUUAAAACACCCAUAUGUCUUGUACAACUAGGUUUUUCAGCGUGGGGUAAUGAGUUACCCCAUGUGCCCGCUAAGGGUUAAAACAGUAAGAACUAGAGUUAUAAAACUUGCAAGUUUUUUGCACCGUAUUGUUAGUACAUAUAACACGAUAUCAAGUUAACCGAAAAAUUGAAAUUUCAGCCUCGGGUUGUUUACAGAUACAUGGUGAUAUGGACUAUAUAUGCAAAGCGAAGGCCGUGGGUCAAUGUGAUUACUUCAAAAGCGAAGUGAAGGGUAAAGUAUUAUUGGGUAUUAAGUAUUAUUAAGAGAUUCUGAGCAAGUACUUCAAUGAUCGGGUUUAAACUAUAGAGUAGUGAUUGUUUGAGUAAUGAUUUGUUGAGUUACGCAGAAAAGAGAUCGCGAUGAAAUGAUGGGAAACAAGCAAGAUCCUCAAUGGUUCAAUUUUAACAAAAGAGAAAUUUUUGUAAACACUACAAAUAAAUGUAUUUAAGUAGACACGAUAAA
Messenger RNA from Neodiprion virginianus, 6135 nucleotides. Its product is annotated as ATP-binding cassette subfamily G member 4-like. Gene Ontology annotation, cellular component: plasma membrane. Lineage: Eukaryota; Metazoa; Arthropoda; Insecta; Hymenoptera; Diprionidae. The transcript is spliced from 11 exons. Bases 465 to 2420 code for a protein of 651 amino acids. The record is from RefSeq and is a predicted model, not a curated record. Gene Ontology annotation, molecular function: ATP binding; ATP hydrolysis activity; ABC-type transporter activity.